AUGGAAGACUUUAAACUUAUAGAAAGUGAUAUUCAACUAGCAUUAAAUGAUGAAAAUUUACAUUUUGAAAAAGAAGUUAAAGGUGGAAUAGUCAACAAGGCUGCUUUAUUUUCAUCAACAGAUUCCAGUCAAUAUUUCAUCAAAUUAAAUGACAAUGAUGUGGCAACUGAGAUGUUUGAAGCUGAAAGUAAUAGUUUAGACUUUUUAAGCAGAACUAAGAUUAUUGAUGUUCCUAAAUCAUAUAAGGUUUUAAAUAUAAGUAACAACGAAGUCAAUAAUUAUUCAGUACAUAUAUUAGAAUAUAUACCAGAUUUAGAACCAAUGACAACAUAUUGGUCAGAAUUAGGAGAAAAAAUAGCCAGGCUCCAUACUUUUAAUUCAUCAUUAAAAGAGUUAGCAGAUAAAAAAGAUGGUUUUAUACAGGGUGAUGAUAAUGAUGAUGAAAGUGAUUCUUAUGUUGAUAAAUUUGGUUCUUUAUUACCAAGAUAUUUAGGAAUAUUCCGUCUAGAUCCUGUACAGAGAUCCUCAUGGGAGGAAUAUUUUAUUGGUGAUAUACUGGAACCAUUACAAGUUGGACUUGCUAACAAGUAUGGAGAUAGAAGUCUGUUAUCUAAAUGGUCAUGGUUAAGAAUUCAUAUGUCAAAAUUGUUCCAAGAUGUAGAAAUCACUCCAGAAGUCAACCAUGGUGAUUUGUGUCAAGCCAAUUUUGGACAAACAUCAAAUGGGCCAGUCUUGUUCGAUCCAUCAGUAAAUUAUGCACACACAGAAUUUGAUCUGCUGCUAUCAUACCAUGAAGAGAGUUUCCAUGAUGAUUUUUUCAAGGGUUAUUAUGAAGUAUUGCCUGAACAACCUGGUAUAGAAAAGAGAAUGGAAGCCUACAAGUUUUUCUAUAAUGUAAUUAUGUGGUAUCAUAUAGAUGAUGAUAAAUAUAAAGUAGAAGCUCAUAAUUCAGCUGAUAAAAUCAAAGAUUUAAUAGAACAUCAAAACAAGUGA
Lottia gigantea (owl limpet) is the source of this 993-nucleotide messenger RNA. RefSeq lists its product as hypothetical. Bases 1 to 993 code for a protein of 330 amino acids. The record is from RefSeq and is a predicted model, not a curated record. NCBI's taxonomy places the organism in Eukaryota, Metazoa, Mollusca, Gastropoda, Lottiidae. The transcript has 7 exons.